AAAAUCAAACAGCCUCACUUCCACGCUCACUUCGUUUAUGAUUUGAGCAGAAGAGCGGUCAAAGAAGCAGGAAAUCACGCCGAAGGGUUUUUCUUUUGCAGGUUUUUUUUUCAGGAUAACUGAAGAUGCAAUUAACGCUUGAAUUCGGUGGAGGACUUGAACUUCUUUGUGAUUCAGUGAAAAUCCAUAGCAUCAACGUCGACUUACCAGCUGAAGAAAAGAAGUUAACUAUGAAGCACUUGCUUGCUUGGGUUCGAUCCAAUUUAAUCAAGGAGAGGCCUGAAAUGUUUAUGAAGGGAGACACUGUGCGACCUGGGGUUCUUGUUCUCGUGAAUGAUUGCGACUGGGAAUUGAGUGGUCAGCUUGAUACAACCUUGGAAGAUAAAGACGUGAUCGUUUUCAUAUCAACUUUGCAUGGGGGAUAGUUGCUAUUUUCCCGAUACAAUGAAUGUUAUAAGUUUGGUAUAUUUCACUUGUCAAACAGAGCCUUGCGAUUAAUGCGUUCCCGUUUGCUAGUUACCGAUAAAUCAUUGACAUUGAAUUCUCUAUGGCAUGCUAACAUCGCCGUUCUUUAGCAUGUUAAAUAUGUGAUUUUGAAUAGGGCCUCCAAAAUUUUGAGGCACAUGUUCACGUUGUUUAGGGUCUUUCAUCAAUGAAUGUAAAAUUAUAGCCCAACUCAGGGCCGCUCUAA
This is a messenger RNA of Cynara cardunculus var. scolymus (artichoke), 691 nucleotides long. Its product is annotated as ubiquitin-related modifier 1 homolog 1. Gene Ontology annotation, cellular component: cytoplasm; nucleus. Gene Ontology annotation, biological process: tRNA thio-modification; protein urmylation. The record is from RefSeq and is a predicted model, not a curated record. The transcript is spliced from 5 exons. The coding region runs from base 126 to 425 and encodes 99 amino acids. NCBI's taxonomy places the organism in Eukaryota, Viridiplantae, Streptophyta, Magnoliopsida, Asterales, Asteraceae. Gene Ontology annotation, molecular function: protein tag activity.